Messenger RNA from Rhagoletis zephyria (snowberry fruit fly), 591 nucleotides. The record is from RefSeq and is a predicted model, not a curated record. Lineage: Eukaryota; Metazoa; Arthropoda; Insecta; Diptera; Tephritidae.
AUGUCGCCGGAGUCAUUAAAGGCGCUAAAACGCUGGGAAGCUGAGAAAAUCAAACAACUUGGAUUCGAUGGCUUUCAAAAGUACCGAAAGGAGCUUUUUUCACGAGGAAAAAUUCUACACACUAACAUUCAAACCUACUUGGAAACUAAAGACACUUCAAAGUUGCAGUUUGCCUCAAACACUCACGAGAAAAUGUGGCAAAGUGUUGAGCAUGUUUUGCCAAAGAUAGGCACACUUUACGCGUCUGAAGUCCCAGUGCAUCAUCCUUUCUUGAGGUAUCGCGGAAUUCUGGACAGUCUUGCAACCUAUCACGACAUUCCUACCAUAUUCGAGUGGAAAACCUCUGAGAAGUUAAAGCCAACUGUAGCGCACACCUACGACAACCCUCUGCAAGCCAUCGCCUACUUUGCCUGUCUUCAAUUCGACCAGGCCGGUCUUGUCCUGCCACCCGUGAAGGAGGUCAUUCUUGUCAUUGCCUACGAAGACGGCUCCAAGGCAAAUGUACAUAUUCUCGAAUCAUCGUUCAGAGCCGAAAUUUGGAAGAAAUUCCUCAAACGUCUGGAGCUUUUCUGGUCACAGCAAGCAAAUUAG